AUGUAUCCAGUAAUUUUAGCCGAACUUCUUCUGAUUUUAAUCCUUUUGUUCAGAACUCCUUUAAGAAAACUUCUAUUGAAAGGGCUAAGCCAGUUGAAACUUGGCAGAGGUCCUGUGGUUGCUCAAACGUUGUCUGCAACGAUGUUUGUGUUGUUCCUCUCAAGCGUAUAUGGUCUCCUCGAUGCUCAUUGGCGCUUCACGGAUGGUUCUGCCAUUAGUCCAACAGAACAAGUCCUUAUGGUUCAUCACCUUCUCGAAGCAACUCUUCUUGGAAUUUCCUUGUUCCUUGCUCUCAUAAUUGACAGACAACACUAUUAUAUAAAUGAGAUUCGUCGUUUGAGGAACAAGUCAGAAGAUCACGAGCUUCAUCAACAAAAAGGAAGAAGGAUGCAAGUGAAGUGA
Messenger RNA from Spinacia oleracea (spinach), 402 nucleotides. RefSeq lists its product as uncharacterized. The transcript has 2 exons. The coding region runs from base 1 to 402 and encodes 133 amino acids. The record is from RefSeq and is a predicted model, not a curated record. Gene Ontology annotation, cellular component: endoplasmic reticulum; endoplasmic reticulum membrane. Gene Ontology annotation, biological process: intracellular protein transport; endoplasmic reticulum to Golgi vesicle-mediated transport. Lineage: Eukaryota; Viridiplantae; Streptophyta; Magnoliopsida; Caryophyllales; Amaranthaceae.